Molecule: messenger RNA, 2621 nt
Organism: Hippoglossus stenolepis (Pacific halibut)
Lineage: Eukaryota; Metazoa; Chordata; Actinopteri; Pleuronectiformes; Pleuronectidae
Gene: stxbp6
Product: syntaxin binding protein 6 (amisyn)
Exons: 7
Coding region: 413-1144 (243 amino acids)
Biological process (GO): regulation of SNARE complex assembly; exocytosis; Golgi to plasma membrane transport
Cellular component (GO): plasma membrane; exocyst
Molecular function (GO): phosphatidylinositol-4,5-bisphosphate binding
Source: RefSeq, a predicted model, not a curated record
CAGAGGCUGCAGAUGUGAGCAGCAGCUACGUGCUGGUGUCACACUGCUCGUGAUUGGCGGCUGAGUGUGUGUGUGUGUGUGAGAAACCAGUAGCAGGUUCCCAGACACACACACACACACGCACACGGUCUCCCUCGGCAGAGACAGGGGAAACCAGCUCUCCUCCCGCGGCUCACACGCACCAGCUUCUGUCGCGGAAACAAAGUGGAGUGGACGCGAUGUUGAGGGAGAAAUGUUCCCGCUGACGGAAACAACAACUCGGAACAACUGUGACAGCGGCUGGAGAAAUUAACCCCGGGAUCCGAGCUCCACACGUGGACACCGCCGCUGAGACACCUCGUGAAGCGCGGCUCUCGUUCCUCCCCACUUGACCUUCUUGCCACCUGCUCCACUCCUCACGCCCACUUGAGAGAUGAGCGCUAAGUCGGCCAUCAACAAGGAGGUGUUCAUACCCCACGACGAGAAGAUGCUCGCUGCUGUGCAGGUGAAGCGCAGGACCAAGAAGAAGAUCCCCUUCCUGGCCACUGGUGGUCAGGGAGACUACAUGACCUUCAUCUGCCUCUCAGUGACGAAUAAGAAACCUUCCCACUUAUCCAUCACGAAGGUGAAGCAGUUUCAAGGAUCCUCCGCCUUCAUAAAAAGGUCACAGUGGACGAUUGACCAGCUACGGCAGGUCAACGGCAUCGACCCCAACAAAGACUCUCCUGAGUUUGACAUGAUGUUUGAAAAUGCUUUCGACCAGUGGGUUGCCGGUUCAGCAGGAGAGAAGUGCACCUUCAUCCAGAUCCUCCACCACACCUGCCAGCGCUACAGCGCGGCACGGAAACCAGAGUUCAUCAACUGUCAGUCCAAACUGCUGGGGGAAGGCCGAGCUGUAGAUUCAGUCAUUUUCCGUUGCAAGGUCUAUUUGAACAGAAAGAGGAAAGAAUUUGUUUCCCGCCACGGUCAUCUGCUAAGACAAGGUAACAGUAUACUCCACUCAGCCGCCGACAGCGUGACGAGUGCUGUGCAGAAGGCCAGCCAGGCUCUGAAUGAGCGCGGUGAGCGAUUAGGUCGGACCGAGGAGAGGACCGCAGACAUGAUGAACAGUGCCGAGCAGUUUGCUGUCACUGCACACAAGCUUGCCAUGAAGCACAAGUGUUAGACCACUGCCAAAUCCGACUGGGCUGGGUGGGGUUUCACCUAUCGCCAGUCGCUGUACAGAAGAAGGAUUCCAGAUUUUAUUCUUUUUAAAAAUCUUUAAUAUUAUUACUAUUUGUUAACAAUGUUAACAUUUUAAUGUUUUGGGGGUUAUUGUGCUCUGGUGUGUCCUCUGGGGACGAUGCAUCGAUCGGAUGGCGGGACGAGACGUGUACAAUGCUCCUUCAGACUGUCAACAGAACGCUUCAUGCUUUUGUUUUGCCCCAAAAAAAGGUUCAAACUUUAUUUGAUAACUACAGUCGCCCAAAACAACCCCCUCCUGUUUUCAUGUGCUCAGACACUGAUGUGUGUUCACGUGCUGCCAAGUCAUCAUCGCUUCACGACGAAGAAUAGCUUGUCUUUGCAGAUUAUCCAAUGUUAACAGUUAUUUAUGAGCCCUGCCGUGUUUGAGCAGUAGCUUUGUGAGCCUGAGCCUCUCAUGGAAUCACAGGUGUGGUUCUGGAUUGUGUGCUGCCAUUACCACACAAAUAUGUAUAACACACACACAUACCAGACAAUGGCCUGCAUUUUCUGCUCUGAUGUUUACUUUGCACCCAGAUAAUUAUUGAACACAUCCAGAAGAGCAACACGUCCGUCUGCGUGACCAAAUCCAAAAAGUGUUGAUUCUCACUCUUCUGGUCUGUUUUUCUGUCAAUGAUUUCAAAUUCUAUUACAACAGUAUUCGCCAAAAAUGUUUUCAAGAUAUUCACAAACUGCCGAUGACGCUGAAUAAGGUGUUUCUGAUGACAUAAUAUAGAACAGGAUUGAAAUGUGUGGGUCUCUGUUAGACUGUUAAAAAAACAACCAAAACAACAUGGAAUACAGCCGCCAACAUUUUUGGAAGUGUACUUGAAGAGCUCAUUUUCUGAUUAAGCUUUUUUCAUUAUGAUAAUUUAAGUUAAGUGAGGGGAUUUCAGUGAACCAGCUUCUGCGUUGUAAAAAGCAAAACAUGUGAUUCUUCUCGUACUGUUAUCUCAGUGUCCGUAGAGCUAAUACGUCCCAUAAAUAUGGGGCGUUUUGAAAUUACUCCUGGCUGUAUUUCCACUUUAAACAUCUGUUAGUCAUCUCUUGUGCUUUUUGUAUAAUUUGGAUUGAAUAAUAUUCAUAAUAAUGAUGUUUGUACUGAUAGAUAAAGGACUAAAUGUCCCAAAUAGCAGCAGCAGCGGUGUUUGAUAGUUUAUUUUUCUGUGCCGGCGUCACACUGCCUGUACCUUUGGCUUCCUCACUGGCAAGAUAUCACCCUCAACAAUGUAUUUGAUUCUUUUUUUUAUAGUUUGAAUUUUAUAAUUCAUGAUGUUACUAUACACUGACAACUUUUAUCUUGCAGAGCACUGUUGAGUUCAUAAUGAAACGUUCCAGUUGCCUAACUCUGUGUGCUUUUAUUCCUCUCUCUAACACUUUGGAUGUUUAUUGUUUUAAUAAAAAAGACAUAUAAAAAUGAA